GUGCUCCUGCAGCCCCGCCCCUCGGCUCCGUGCGCAAGGUCGUGUCCCGGAAGUGAAGGGGCCAUGUUGCUGGGUGACCCCGGGAGAGAUACCCGGCGAGAGGCGAAUCCUGAGGAGCCGUAGUGCGCGCGGUCUGCGGCUUGACGCCCACCCCCUGCCAGUCCCCCAUGGCCCCAUGGAGCCGAGAGGCGGUGCUGAGCCUCUACCGGGCUCUGCUGCGCCAGGGCCGAGAGCUUCGCUACACUGAUCGAGACUUCUACCUUGCCUCCAUCCGCCGUGAGUUCAGGAAAAAUCAGAAGCUAGAGGAUCCUGAGGCCCGGGAGAGGCAGCUGGAAAAAGGCCUGGUCUUCCUCCACAGCAAACUGGGGGGGCUUAUUUAGGAUCCUCUCCUUUCCCCUCCCAUCCUAAUUCCAGGGGAAAGAGGACAAAGGUGCCUUCUGUAGACACUCCUGCUCUCUCCCAGCCCCACCUCACAGAUGCAGUAAGAAGCCUCAGGUGAGCAAUGGCAGGCGCUGGUGAGCGCAAAGGCAAGAAGGAUGACAAUGGCAUCGGCACGGCCAUUGAUUUCGUGCUCUCCAACGCCCGGCUGGUGCUGGGGGUGGGGGGAGCGGCCAUGCUGGGCAUCGCCACGCUGGCUGUUAAGCGGAUGUAUGACAGGGCAAUCAGUGCCCCGACCAGCCCUACCCGCCUGAGCUGUGCAGGGAAGAGGAGCUGGGAAGAGCCAAACUGGAUGGGCUCCCCCCGGGUGCUGAGCAAGGACAUGAGGACAGGCCUGAGCCGGUCCCUGCAGACCCUUCCCACAGACUCCUCGGCCUUGGACGCAGAUACAUUCUGCCCACCCCGACCCAAGCCAUUGGCCAGGAAGGGCCAGGUAGACUUGAAGAAGUCACGACUCCGCAUGUCCCUGCAGGAGAAACUUCUUACUUACUACCGGAACCGGGCAGCCAUCCCUGCUGGCGAGCAGGCUCGGGCCAAGCAAGCUGCUGUGGACAUAUGUGCCGAACUCCGGAGCUUCCUGCGGGCCAAGUUGCCUGACAUGCCACUUCGGGACAUGUACCUGAGUGGCAGCCUCUACGAUGACCUGCAGGUGGUGACAGCUGACCACAUCCAGCUCAUCGUCCCCCUAGUGCUGGAGCAGAACCUGUGGUCGUGUAUCCCUGGCGAGGACACCAUCAUGAAUGUCCCUGGCUUCUUCCUGCUUCGUCGUGAGAACCCGGAGUACUUUCCUCGUGGCAGCAGUUACUGGGACCGUUGUGUAGUGGGGGGCUACCUCUCCCCAAAGACAGUGGCAGACACGUUUGAGAAGGUAGUGGCUGGCUCCAUCAACUGGCCGGCCAUAGGGUCCCUCUUGGACUAUGUGAUCCGACCAGCACCACCCCCAGAGGCCCUGACGCUGGAAGUGCAGUAUGAGCGUGACAAGCAUCUCGUCAUUGACUUCCUGCCAUCAGUGACCCUUGGUGACACUGUCUUGGUGGCCAGACCACACCGGCUAGCCCAGUAUGACAACCUGUGGCGGCUGAGCCUGCGUCCUGCUGAGACAGCACGCUUGCGGGCUUUGGACCAGGCCGACUCAGGCUGCCGAUCUCUGUGCCUCAAGAUCCUGAAGGCCAUAUGCAAGUCCACUCCAGCGCUGGGCCACCUCACUGCCAGCCAGCUCACCAACGUCAUCCUCCACUUGGCUCAGGAGGAGGCUGACUGGUCUCCAGAUAUGCUGGCCGACCGAUUCCUGCAGGCUUUGAGGGGACUCAUCAGCUACUUAGAGGCCGGAGUCCUGCCCAGCGUCUUGAACCCCAAGGUGAACUUAUUUGCAGAGCUCACCCCUGAAGAAAUAGACGAAUUGGGAUACACUCUCUAUUGCUCAUUGUCUGAGCCGGAGGUGCUGCUGCAGACGUAGGGCAGGUGAAGGCCAGAGUGGGUGUCAGGUGGUCGGGCCCUGGAUUCUCCGUUAGAAACACUUGGCUACAUAGUUGGUGCCUCACAGGGUCCCUAGGUGCCUCCUGUCUCGCUGGUCAUCGCCCCGGGCACUUCAUGCUGAUUAGAAUGAUGUCUCUUGUCUCCUGUUUUCUCACCCAGCCCUUUCUAUUUUUGUUACCAAACACUGUGCUUCCUACUCCUCCCCUCCUCCCCCUUGUUCCAG
Messenger RNA from Ceratotherium simum simum (southern white rhinoceros), 2137 nucleotides. It is a transcript of the gene MIEF1, whose product is annotated as mitochondrial elongation factor 1. Gene Ontology annotation, biological process: mitochondrion organization; positive regulation of mitochondrial fission. NCBI's taxonomy places the organism in Eukaryota, Metazoa, Chordata, Mammalia, Perissodactyla, Rhinocerotidae. Gene Ontology annotation, cellular component: mitochondrial outer membrane. The record is from RefSeq and is a predicted model, not a curated record.